UUUUGUUUCCUGUCGGAGUCGGUCCGUGCUCGGUCCCUUCUGUUUCCGUGUCUGGGAGGAGAGCAGCGGUGUGAUUUCAGAGGAAACUUUAUCUGACAAAAUGCAGGACCCGAAUGAAGACACAGAGUGGAAUGAUAUCUUGAGGAAGAAAGGCAUCCUUCCUCCCAAAGAGGUACCUAAAGAUGACGAAGAGGAGGAGCUGGCCCUCCAACAGCAGUCUGUCGUUAAAACAUAUGAGGAUAUGACCCUUGAAGAACUGGAGGAGAAUGAAGACGAGUUCGGUGAAGACGAUGAGGCUGCCAUUGAGAUGUACAGACAGAAGCGUCUCGCGGAGUGGAAGGCGGCUCAGGUGAAGAACGUUUUCGGGGAGGUCGUGGAAAUCUCUGGGCAGGACUACGUCAAGGAGGUCAACAAGGCCGGAGACGGCAUCUGGGUGGUGCUGCACCUCUACAAACAGGGCAUCCCUCUGUGUACCCUCAUCAGCCAACACCUGAGUGCGUUGGCCAGGAAGUUCCCUCAGACCAAGUUCCUCAAGUCCAUCUCCACCACCUGCAUCCCCAACUACCCGGACCGCAACCUGCCAACCAUCUUCGUCUAUUUUGAGGGGGAGAUGAAGGCCCAGUACAUCGGGCCGCUGGUCUUCGGAGGCAUGAACCUAAAAGUUGAAGAGCUGGAGUGGAGGUUAUCAGAGUCUGGUGCGGUGAAGACAGACUUGGAGGAAAAUCCCAAGAAGCAAAUCGAGGACAAGCUGAUGUCAUCGAUCAGAAGUUCGCUUCCAACACGAAAGGACAGUGACUCUGAGGACGAGGACUAUUAAGUUUAUUAUCAGAAACAAACGCCUGUUACUCCAAACCAGAAACGCUGUGUGGCCGCUACAUUGGAAACACUCAGAGGACCUUUGAGCAGGGACAGAGAAGAGACGGAAACUCCUUUAUCAGCAUCUACAUUUCAGAUUUUAAUCCUGGCCUCGAGGGCACUUGGACAGGAUGCUAUGGAAAGAAGUCUCCGGUACAUUUCUGUGGGAAAACGGCAACAAUCACUCUUUUGUAAUUUGAAUAAAUAUCCGAGCCCAUUAAGUGAAUUUUAACUUUUUUAUUACGUUUCAUGUCACAAAAUGUCAAACCUGUUGAAUUAAAUGUGAGUUCGCCUCUUUGCCACAACAA
This is a messenger RNA of Plectropomus leopardus (leopard coralgrouper), 1163 nucleotides long. It is a transcript of the gene pdcl3, whose product is annotated as phosducin-like 3. Gene Ontology annotation, biological process: positive regulation of gene expression; angiogenesis; protein folding. Gene Ontology annotation, cellular component: cytoplasm. Gene Ontology annotation, molecular function: vascular endothelial growth factor receptor 2 binding; protein folding chaperone. Lineage: Eukaryota; Metazoa; Chordata; Actinopteri; Perciformes; Serranidae. The record is from RefSeq and is a predicted model, not a curated record.